AUGGCCUGCCAAACUGGAAUCAGAGCUAAUGCGGCGCUCAAAAACGCUUUAAAUCUUGGGAAGCAAGCGAAACUGCGUCUCAUCAAAAUAGUCGUCAACAAUGAGGAAAUGACGCCAAACUAUGAAUAUGCGGGAACCACUAAUUGGCGGGAUGACUGGAGAGCGUGCCUUCCUGAAUGUGUUGAUGCCUUUGAACCAUGUUUUAUCUUGUUCCGACUCAACACUAUCACCGAAUGGGUUUUGAUAACGUUUGUCGAUGAUCGAGCCCCGGUCCGCGAAAAAAUGCUCCUCGCCGCAACAUGUGCCACAUUCAAAAGCGAAUUUGGACAAUGCUACAUCGAGCAUGAAAAGCAUGUCACCGAUAGAAAAGAUCUCACUCUUGAAGCUUUUGAGAGUUGGUUGAAAGCUAAGACCGAAUUAGGACCAAUGAGUGAUGUUGAAAGAGAAUUGCACAAUGCUCAACAAGAGAGAGCAGCAAUUGCCCACGCAGGGCCGCAGCAUAUGAAGGGUGUUGCAUUUCCGGUCGAUCGCAAUGCGGAGGAGGCUUUGAAGCAGCUUGCGCGUGGCCAACUCAGCUUUGUGCAGCUUUCGGUCGACACGCUCAACGAAGCUAUAAAGCUUGAAGGAAUACAAGAACAUCUUGAACCAUCUGCGUUGGCUUCAAAGGUUCCACGAGAUAAACCGAGAUACACUUUUUAUAAUUUUGAUCAUACAUGGGAAGGAGUGCCGCAAAAAUGCACAUUGUUCAUCUACUCUCUUCCAUCGUCUGGAAGCUCAAUCAAGGAGCGAAUGCUUUAUUCAAGUUGUAAGGGACCAUUUUUGAGUGCCGCGACUAACUCCUAUGGGAUUGUCAUCACUACAAAAAUGGAGGUUGAUGCUCGUGAUGAUCUCUCGGAAAAAGCUCUCCUUGAAGUGAUUCACCCAUUGCCAGUAGAAGCUCAGAAACAAUUCGCGCGUCCGGCUCCACCGCGAGCUGGCCCACGCCGAAUUACCAAAGGUCCGAAGCAGUCUUAUGCUUACUUGAUGCUACUACGAACUAUUAUAUUCUUAUUCGCAUUGUUCGCAAAUAUUGAGCCAAAUGAGCAGGAAAAUGAAACGAGGAUACGCUUCCGACGAUAUUUUAAAGCGUCAAAAGCCGGAAGAAUUGCUCGCGCUGCAACGGCACGGAAGGAAAGAAUUUGGCCAGAAGGAAUAAUUCCUUUUGUAAUAACUUCUAAUUUUUCAGGAGAUCAUCAACACUUAUUUCUGCGAGCAAUGCGGCAUUGGGAAAACUAUACAUGCGUCUCAUUCGUACCAAAAGAGCCUCAUCAUAAACAUUAUAUUACUUUCACGGUGGAUAAAUGCGGAUGUUGUUCUUAUGUGGGUAGACGUGGUGAAGGUCCACAAGCAAUAUCAAUCGGAAAAAAUUGCGACAAAUUUGGAAUUGUUGUACAUGAACUUGGUCAUGUGGUAGGAUUUUGGCAUGAGCAUACAAGACCGGACCGGGACCUCUAUGUUGAUAUUUUCUACAAAAGCAUUCAAACAGGUCAAGACUACAAUUUCGAGAAAUCGAAACCAGAGGAAGUUGAUUCGCUUGGGGAACCAUAUGAUUUUUCAUCGAUAAUGCAUUAUGCCAGGGAUACGUUUUCUCGAGGGGCGUUUCACGACACGAUAUUACCUAAACCAAGUUCAGGUUUCCGAUCUGAAAUUGGCCAACGAAUUCAGCUGAGUGAAGGUGACAUAAGACAAACCAAAAAGUUGUACAAAUGCGCUGAUUGUGGUGGAACCCUCAUGCAAGAAUCCGGAAAUUUGAUCAUAAGUCAUCCGGGAAAAUGCGUUUGGCACAUUAUUGCACCAUUAGGUCAUACAAUUUUUCUCAAUAUUACGGGUUCUGUCUUAGCUCCAACUACAAGGAAUUGUGUCGAGGAUAACCAAAAUGUGAUAACUGUACGAGAUGGAGUCUCCUCAAAAUCUUCCAUUUUAGAUCAGAUUUGCGGCGGAGACGAUCAUUAUCGGACAAUCGCAUCAUCGACUAAUCGAAUGCUAAUUGAAGCAAGAUUAGUAGCACCCUCACCCUUACCAUUCGCAACUUACUACGCUAUAUGUGGCGGUCCCAUUUACGCAAACCACGGUGUUAUUCAGAGUCCAAAGUAUCCUGAAUCAUAUCCACCAAAUAGUGAUUGUCAAUGGACGAUUCACGUCGAGGAAAAUAGCCAAGUUGCUAUUGAGAUAGUGUAUUUUCAUCUUGAGCACCACAAAGAGUGCAUUUAUGAUCGGCUAAUUCUCACAGAAGGCGCAAAACCAAAUGAGCUCAGCGAAACACUUUGCGGUCUUGUGGAGAAUAAAACAAUAAUCACUAAAUCAAAUCAAGUUGCCAUGAGAUUCUUUUCUGAUAAUUCCGUGCAGAAAACUGGAUUCGAAAUUCGCUUCUCGAAAGAGCUCAAUGAAUGCGCGACAGACAAGAACAAUUGCCAACAUUAUUGCGUCAACAUCGUUGGUGGAUUCCGAUGCGAAUGUCGUGUCGGUUUCAGUCUGAGCAAAAAUGGUUAUUCAUGUGAGAGCACUUGUGGCGGAUAUUUGCGAGCUUCGAACGGAUCUAUAUCGUCACCAAAUUUCCCACGACCAUAUCCAAGCUCAAAAACAUGUAUCUGGGAAAUAGAAGCUGAUGACGGUUAUCAUAUAUUUUUGAAUUUCACCAAGUUCAAUGUUGAGGGUAUGCGAACUGAAUGUGCAUACGAUUAUGUCAAGAUCGGAGAUAAUGAAAAAUUAUGCGGAGAAUAUAAUGAGCCGUUAUUAUUUACGACCCCUACCAACAAAGUACGCAUCGAGUUCAGUUCGGACUUAUCCGUCGAACGAGACGGGUUUUUUGCAAAUUUUAUUGCUGAUUUUGAUGAGUGCCAGUAUGAUAAUGCAGGUUGCGAGCAUUCUUGUCAAAACCGAUUAGGAUCUUAUGUUUGUACAUGCAAUUCCGGAUUUGUGCUUUCGGAGGAUAAACAUAAUUGCAAAGAAGGUAGUUGUUUUUUUGAGCUUAACGCGCCAUCAGGAGAGAUCAGUUCACCAAGUUUUCCGAACGAUUAUCCAAAAAGCCAGAAUUGCUCAUGGCAUUUUGUUACAACACCCGGUCAUAGAUUGAUGCUGACCUUUUCGACAUUCCAAGUAGAAGAGCAUUCUCAGUGCAAAUAUGAUGCUGUGGCUGUAUAUGACGGAGGGGAUUCGCAAUCUCCCUUAGCGGGACUAUUUUGUGGCCUUACACCUCCUCCGCUUUUAUUAUCUUCGUUGAAUGAAUUUUUCCUGACCUUUACGUCAGAUGCUUCGGUUUCAAGAAAAGGGUUUGAAGCUCAAUAUACCUCAGUAUGUGGUGGUAGUUUGAUAGCGGAAUCGCUGCCUGGACAUAUCUAUUCUCACGCAACCUUCAGUGACAGCAAAUAUGGAAAAAAUCAGGAUUGCUCUUGGCGAGUAUCCGCAAAAACUCCGUCACGCGGAGUGCGACUUCAAUUUUCUUCUUUUCAGUUGGAAGGGGAGGAUGGUUGCUUAUAUGAUUACAUAGAGAUUUAUGACGGACCAGAAAUGACUCCUGAUUCGUUAUUUGGAAGAUUCUGUGGAGAUGCAAUUCCUGAAACGUUUACAAGUUCGGGGUCUGAAAUGCUCCUAAUUAUGCACACAGACAACGCUGAGGAGGAGAAAGGAUUUGUUGGAGAAUAUCGAGAAGCUCAGAGAGCAAACCGAAGAAAAAUAAUAAACACACCUGUACAUCCACCGAGAACUGGAAUGAAAGAGCCAAUCAAUGAACAAAUGAAUGCCAAUUGA
Molecule: messenger RNA, 3786 nt
Organism: Caenorhabditis bovis
Lineage: Eukaryota; Metazoa; Nematoda; Chromadorea; Rhabditida; Rhabditidae
Source: the annotation of a GenBank genome assembly